This is a messenger RNA of Brienomyrus brachyistius, 1796 nucleotides long. RefSeq lists its product as uncharacterized. The transcript has 7 exons. Bases 219 to 1082 code for a protein of 287 amino acids. The record is from RefSeq and is a predicted model, not a curated record. NCBI's taxonomy places the organism in Eukaryota, Metazoa, Chordata, Actinopteri, Osteoglossiformes, Mormyridae.
AAUGAAAGUAAACAUGAGAUCAGACAUGGAAACGGGUGUUAUCACUAUUAUGUAAUUACAUUAACAAUAAGUGUUUCUGUGAGUGUAUCGAUGCAGCCAAUGUCGUGACAUCCAUGCUGCUGAAAGUAACAGCAUUUAAUUCUGCGGUUCCUCGUUUCGGAAAAAGUUAUUUACAUUUUCAGAAUUAGACAUAGUAAGCUCGUAUUUACUUCGUAAAUAUGACAUUUACGUUUGGGAAAGCGUGCAUUCUUUUGCUGGUUUGCGAUAUCUUGGUGGCCGUGUUGGGAGAAGAUGAUGAAUGGAUCGAUCCCACCGACAUGUUUCAGUAUGACGAGACCUCGAAAACAAUGACACGAAAGCUUAGAGAUCACAAGAAAAGUCCUCCCGUUGCAACUAAUGGAGCCGAUAAGGAAGAGAGCCGCUGCUACGCAGAGCAGCGGGCGCUGCGCGUCUUACGGAAAGAGAUUCAAAAUGUAAAACUGAAAGCUCACGAUUUUAUGGAACAAGAAAGUUUGAACCUGGAUCCAGGAAGCAAACUGGCCCACCUGAUCAACAGCAUUCAACACUUAACUGACCUGAAUGACGAGGAUUUUCAUACUAUUCCAAAUCAGUGCCUUACCUACUGUAUAAAAAUCAGAACAUCUACUAUGAUGCUGUUGGACAGAUUUGUGCCAGAACUACUAAAGAUUAUGGCUUUCUUGUCAGAACGGAACGCACACUGGCUUCUCCUCGCAGUGACACUCCUGCCCUUGUUUGUCUACAAGCUAGCAAAAUGCUUCAGAAGACAUGGGGAGCAGCAGCAGCAGGAAGAGCCCGGAGAAAUUGAGCGUCCUGAGGCCAACCAGCCCCCUGUUCACCAGAAUAAUGGCCAACCAGGGGAAGAAGAGCAAGAGCACAUUAUGGAAAAUCCCCUACACAUGCCUGCUGAGGUCCUGGGGUAUGAAGCAGCAAACAGCGAAGAUCCAGGACAGCAGUCCAUGACGGAGGAUUGCUACGAUGAGAAUUAUGAGCUCAUCAAGCCACCCAUGCCAGAAACUCAGCCAGCCAGCCAUUACUGGUCACCAGCGCACAAUGGAAGGUGACUAACAAGGGAACACCUUGGACUUUAUUCUACUUUUAAACGGAGAGAAAGUGGCAACUUCAACAUUUAAAUUUUGUGUUUUGCAUGUGCUACUUCUGAACAUGUGCCAAGAACAUUUUUUUCUUAUUACUCCUAUGUUGUAGUUUGAAUAUAAACCAGAAGGUCAGAACAGUGGCAGCAUGAACGGUGUGGAAUUUUAGUCCGUAGAAUUUGCACCCUUCCUUUGAUGACCUUCACUGAAAUUGAGUGUGGGAGCCAUUCAUUUUUUUGUUGUUGUGGUGGUUGACAUUAGGUGGCAGUUUGGGCUGAAUAAGCAAUAGGUCACAGUGACAAGAGGGGAGAGGAAAACCCUUAAAACGCCGGGGUCAGGGGCGUAGGGGUGAGGUGGCAAGGAGAUCAUAUGGUUUUUACCGAUAAUAUGCCAUAAGAGUGGUUCUCAAACUCGGUCCUGGGGACCCACUGCCCUGCUUGUUUUCCAGCUAUCCCUGCCCUAAACACUGCUGAUUGACUGAACACACCUGAUCCAGGUAAUCAGAAGCUGAAAGACAGCUGGGGCUUGUGUGUGGGGUUAGGGAUAGCAGGAAAACAAGCAGGGCACUGGGGCCCGAGGACCGACUUUGAGAACCACUGCCGUAAACUAUUGUAACCCUCACGCUGUGGUAAUUGUAACCUUUAUAAUAUUAUUAUUAAAUGGGAACUUGACCCAAAGAUCAAA